UGCUCAGGCUACAUACUGCCAAGGGGAGGCAAGCAAGAGAGGGGGGAAAAAGACAUUAUUUUCUUCUCCUGUGAGGUCUUUGAAAAGCAAAGCAACAGCAUCUUUAGACAAGAUGUGCUCUUGCAGGAAUUUAAGUGGAAGAGACAAAGAAACCAUGCUACCAGCAGCAUCAGAGAAAAAAACUGAAAUCACCAGGCAAUAAGAAUUCAGUCCAGAGAAUCUGAGGAGAAGAAAAAGCAAACUGGCAAACAGAGACCAGUCAGGAAAUAAUUCAUAUAGAAAAGGAUACAAAAAAAGUGGUGUUUGUAACAUUUUCACAGCAGCAUCGCCAUAAAGAAAUUCUGUUCUGGAAUUUCCAUCAGGGAGCGACGAGCACUACGAUUAAGAUCCAAACGACAUCCUCAGUGCUGCAGCUUCUCCAAAGAACACCUUCCCUUUCCACAGGGAGAUCAGCAUCAAGAGAGGAAAAAAAACUCCCAAAAAUCAUCCUGAUGGGAAUAACUAUCCAAAACAUCACAGGAAACACAGCAAUGGUAAUUUGGCCAAAAAUGGCCAGUUGUGUCGACAGCUUUUACAGCAUCAUGUACCACCCUAACUGGAACAGCAUGCUGUCCAGCUACUCCAGAAAGAGCUUCCAGAGGGAAGAGAGGGUGCCCACCACUCGCUCCUCCUUUGUGGUUGAAAACCUGACUCCCCUGACGACGUACAUCAUGUGCGUGACCUGCCAGUCCGCAAACCCCUCCAGCGACCAGUGCAGAGUUUUCAACACGCUGGAACGAGACCCCGCGUCGGCGAGCAGCACCAAGAAGGAGCUGGCUCUGGGCAUCUGGCUCACCAGCGGCGUGCUGCUCCUCAUCAUCGCCGCCGUGCUGCUCUACGGCUGCCUGCACCUCCUCUGCCGCAGGAGACACCAGCACCUGCAAGAGCGGGGCGGCAGCUCCAAGCGGGAGCCUGAGGGGCCGUGGACCAAAAGCACGGCCCACGCCUCGGAUGAGCACGGCAGGCAGAGCCAGCACACACAGGACGCUGAGGAAAAGCAUCCGGGUGGCAUCCAGCUGGCCACAAUCAUAGAGAAUCCCUCGGUGCGCAAUGAGCCCAUCGUGACAUCUUCGAAAAGUCAGGAGCGAGUCCCAGUGACAGGACAGUGCUCUGCUACAAAUUAGAAAGGUUUUUGCCACAUGGGGUACCCCAGCUACUUCAAACGCAUCAGAUGCACUGUUGGUGCUCACAACAGGGAGCUCGGACUGCUCACUGCAGCACUUCUGGCUGUACCUCUGAUUUCACACCCCUUUCCAACAGCCUGUAUGCAAAGGUUCACAUGCCCAAGAA
This is a messenger RNA of Melospiza melodia melodia, 1329 nucleotides long. RefSeq names its product fibronectin type III domain-containing protein 9-like. NCBI's taxonomy places the organism in Eukaryota, Metazoa, Chordata, Aves, Passeriformes, Passerellidae. The record is from RefSeq and is a predicted model, not a curated record. The transcript has 2 exons. Bases 492 to 1163 code for a protein of 223 amino acids. Gene Ontology annotation, molecular function: protein binding.